GUGAUUGGUUUGAGUUUAUUUGUUGUAGGACUUUGUUUUGUUAAUUAUGGUUAUAUUAUUUUUAUAGAUUGGGAAAUUUUUUCUCUUAAUUCGUGUAGCUUUACUGCAGUUUUAUUAUUGGAUUGAAUAUCUUUAAUAUUUAUAUCUUUUGUUUUAAUUAUUUCUUCUUUGGUUAUUUUAUAUAGAUUUUCUUAUAUAUCAGAGGAUAGCAAUAAUAUUCGAUUUUUAUAUUUGGUUUUAUUGUUUGUUUUGAGAAUAUUACUUAUAAUUGUAAGUCCCAGAUUGAUUAGAAUUCUUUUAGGUUGAGAUGGUCUUGGUUUAGUUUCUUAUGGUUUAGUUAUCUAUUUUCAAAAUUUUAAGUCUUAUAAUGCGGGCAUGUUAACAAUUUUAAUUAAUCGAAUUGGUGAUGCUGCUUUAUUAAUGGCUGUCGCUUGAAUAUUUAAUUUUGGAGGUUGACAUUAUUUGUUUUAUUUUAAUGUUUGAGAUUUUAAUAUAAAGAUAGUUUUGUUGAUAGUAAUUUUAGCUAGUUUUACAAAAAGUGCUCAAAUUCCGUUUUCUUCCUGAUUGCCUGCUGCUAUAGCGGCCCCAACUCCUGUUUCUGCUUUAGUUCACUCAUCUACCUUAGUAACUGCUGGGGUUUAUUUAUUAAUUCGUUUUAGAUAUUUAUUUAAUAAUUUAAAUUGCGAAUUUUUUGUUUAUAUUGGUACAAUAACGAUGUUUAUUGCUGGGUUGGGGGCUAUAUUUGAAUUUGAUUUAAAAAGGGUAAUUGCUUUAUCAACUUUGAGUCAAUUAGGUUUUAUAGUAGGAGUUUUAUUUAUAGGUUAUCCUGUUUUAAGAUUUUUCCAUUUAUUAAUACAUGCUUUUUUUAAGGCUUUACUAUUUUUAUGUGCAGGCUUAAUUAUUCAUAUUGCAGGUAAUAAUCAAGAUUUACGUGUUAUAGGGGGUAUUUAUAAAUGUAUUCCUUGAACUUAUACUUCGUUUUUAAUUUCUAGUAUAUCUAUAUGUGGUAUCCCUUUUAUAUCAGGGUUUUAUUCUAAGGAUAUGAUUUUGGAGGUUAUUAGAUUUAAUUACGACAAUUUUUUUAUUGUUUUAAUGUAUUAUUUAUCUGUAGGGUUAACAGUUUCAUAUUCUGUUCGUUUAAUUUAUUAUACUAUUGGCAGAGAGAGUUUAUAUUGCUGUCAAAGUUACUUUGAGGAUAAUUCAAUAAUUUUUUCAAUAUUAUUUAUGGUUAUAAUAUCCGUUUUAGGGGGUAGCUUUUUAAGUUGAGUAAUUUUUACGGUUCCUGAAUUUUAUUGUUUGCAUUUAUAUACUAAGUUAGCACCUUUUUUAUUAAUUUUAAUAGGGAUUCUGAUUUCUUAUAAAAUAUGUUCAAUAAAUUGGGGUUCUUCUUUUUAUUUAUUUCAUUUAUUUUUUGGGUCUAUACUUUAUAUGCCAUAUUUCAGAACUUUUCUUUUGAGCAGUUUUGGAUUUUAUAUUUCUAAGGUUUGGUUUACAAAUGUUGAUUGUAGUUGGGGGGAAUAUAUUGUUUCGCGAUCGGUUUUUCAUUUUUUAAUCAGGGUUUCAGUUAAUGUUUCAGGGUUUUAUAGUAAUGGAAUUAGGAUAAUUUUAAUUUCUUUUAUUUUAAGAUCUUUGUUUUUCUUUCUUUAA
Molecule: messenger RNA, 1647 nt
Organism: Cimex lectularius (bed bug)
Lineage: Eukaryota; Metazoa; Arthropoda; Insecta; Hemiptera; Cimicidae
Source: the annotation of a RefSeq genome assembly